CCACCACCACCACCGCCACCUCCACCUCCACCAAUACCGCCACCUCGUACAUAUAUAUCGCCUACUCCUUCUCCUUCUCCACCACCUACACGUCGUACGUAUCUUCCUCCACCUCGACCUUCACCUUCACAACCUACGAGACCGCCUGCUAUAUACCCAGCUCCUAACAGAAAUCAUCAACCAAUAUCGACACCUGCACCCACAUAUUUACCACCGUAUAAUCAACAAUUACCUAUUGUUGGAUCGACAGCUGUAUCAAAUGCAGGUGCCUCCACUAUUUCUAUUGGUCCUUCAAGUGGUUCUUCAAGUUUUCCAUCUCUUUCGGGUGGUGUUUCAACAGCUUUUCCAGCAAGUGGUGUAAUAAAAUUGAGUAGUCCAGCUGGCGGAUCAAGCUUUGCAACUGCUUCAAGUUCGGCUAGUGCUAGUGCGUCCAGUGGAACAUCUAUUAUAAGUUAUCCUUCAGUCACACCAGGAUAUCCUUCCGUCACACCAGGAUAUCCUUCAGUCACGCCAGGAUAUCCUUCCGUUACACCAGGAUAUCCUUCAGUUACACCAGGCUAUCCUUCAAUCACACCAGGCUAUCCUUCAGUCACACCAGGCUAUCCUUCAGUCACACCAGGCUAUCCUUCAGUCACACCAGGAUAUCCUUCAGUCACACCAGGAUAUCCUUCAACUGUACCGGGAUACCCUUCUUUUAUGCCCUCACCUCCUUCACCUACAGCAGGCUACCGCUAGUUGCUGAUUUCUUGCAAUUAUUAUCUGAGAGCUAUAUUAUCCAUCUACUUCAUUCGGAUGUUUAAAUAAUCCGUUUGUAAAUUGUUCUUGCUUUGUAUAACUAUCAAAAACGUGCGCACGUCUAAAAUAUCAGCACUUGUUAAGUUAUAGAUUACGAUGCUAAAUAUUUGCAAUGCAGAAAAGUAAAGAAAUCUAUUUAAAGAUAUCAUCUUGUGUAAAUUAAAUUGUAAUUUGAAUUUGUAAUGUUCAAAUGAUGUAAGAAUAAAUUAGUAUUAUUCAAUAAAGAUGUGAUACAUUUCUUUUUCUA
Molecule: messenger RNA, 1042 nt
Organism: Ooceraea biroi (clonal raider ant)
Lineage: Eukaryota; Metazoa; Arthropoda; Insecta; Hymenoptera; Formicidae
Product: DNA-directed RNA polymerase II subunit RPB1
Source: RefSeq, a predicted model, not a curated record